AAAGAGUCGACUCUCAGCACCAGUGUACUGUCAGAAGAUCAGCGGCUAGGCUUUUCCGUCUGAUAAGUGCUGAACGAACACACUUGACACUGAAGAGUUCUACGUAGCAUCCACCUGGACGGACUUUCUGGUUUUCGACCCUUUGCAGGAUAGCGGAUCAGGUCUUGAAACAUGAGCUCUGUGGCAGUGUUGACUCAGGAGAGUUUUGCGGAGCACCGCAGUGGCUUGAAGGACUUUGAGAACACGGGUAGAGUGCCAGAGGAUGAAGCCUAUAUACCCACCUAUCUGGAGGCCUUUCCACCUUUGCCAGACAAGGGCAGUCCAGGAGAGAAGACGGGUGAGCCGGCCGGUGCCUGGAGCAAAAUCCGACCCAUCAAAGCCUCUGUCAUCACUCAGGUGUUCCAUGUCCCUCUGGAGGAGAGGCGGUAUAAAGACAACAGUCAGUUUGGUGAGGGUGAGGAGGCGAAAGUGUGCCUGGAUAUCAUGCAGAAGACAGGAGCACAUAUCGAACUCUCGCUUGCCAAGGACCAAGGCCUCUCCAUCAUGGUGACUGGAAAAUUGGACUCGGUCAUGAAAGCGAGAAAGGAGAUUGUGGCCCGACUGCAGACUCAGGCCUCAGCGACUGUGCUUAUUCCAAAAGAUCAUCAUCGAUUUGUGAUUGGGAAAAAUGGGGAGAAGCUGCAGGAACUGGAGCUGAAAACAGCCACCAAGAUCGCCAUCCCUCGCUCUGACGAUCCCAACGCCAACAUCCGCAUCACCGGCACCAAGGAAGGCAUAGAAAAAGCUCGGCAUGAAAUCCAGCUCAUCUCUGCAGAGCAGGAUAAGCGUGCCGUGGAACGUUUGUCUUUUGAGAAAUCUUUUCAUCCAUUCAUCGCCGGUGCAUAUAAUCGACUUGUUCAUGAGCUGAGCCAAGAGACCGGAGCUCGUAUUAGCAUCCCACCACCCAGCGUUCCCAAAGAUGAGAUUGUAAUUACCGGCGAGAAGGAAGCGGUUGCCAUGGCGAUUGCACGCAUUCGGGCCACCUAUGAAGAGAAGAAACGAAAAACGACCACAAUCUCAGUGGAGGUGAAGAAGUCACAACAUAAGUACAUAGUAGGCCCUAAAGGCAACACCCUGCAGGAGAUCCUGGAGAACACGGGGGUGUCUGUGGAGAUGCCUCCUCUGGACUCGGCAUCGGAGACCAUCAUCCUCAGAGGGGAACCGGAUAAGCUGGGUCCGGCUCUUACGCAGGUGUACGCCAAGGCUAAAAGUGUGAUUGUGGUGGAGGUGAUUGCUCCGGCCUGGCUCCAUCGAUUCAUCAUUGGCAAGAAAGGACAGAACAUCGGUCGCAUUACACAGCAGCUGCCUAAGGUUCAUAUAGAGUUUACUGAUGGAGAGGAACGUAUCAGUCUGGAGGGACCGACGGAGGAGGUAGAGCAAGCCCAGGCUCAGAUACAGGAGAUCGUCAACGACCUGAUGGCGAGAAUGGACUAUGCAGAGAUUAACAUUGACCAACGCUUCCAUAGACAUCUCAUUGGCAAAAAUGGAGCCAACAUAAAUCGGAUAAAGGAGCAAUAUAAGGUAUCAGUGAGAAUUCCUCAGGACUCUGAGCGCUGUGGGUUGGUUCGUAUCGAGGGCGAUCCUCAGGGCGUACAGCUCGCUCGCAAAGAACUGAUGGACAUGGCCCAGCGUAUGGAAAAUGAACGCACAAAAGACCUGAUCAUAGAGCAGAAGUUUCACCGUACCAUCAUUGGGCAGAAAGGAGAGAAGAUCAGAGAAGUGCGGGACAAGUUCCCUGAGGUCAUUAUCAUAUUUCCAGACCAGCAACAAAAAAGUGACAUAGUGCAGCUCCGAGGGCCUAAAAACGAGGUGGAGAAAUGUGCAAAGUUUCUGCAGAAACUCAUCGCUGAGCUGGUUGAGAGCAGCUUCUCAAUUUCUGUACCCAUUCACAAGCAGUUUCACAAAAACAUCAUUGGCAAAGGAGGUGCCAACAUUAAAAAGAUACGUGAGGAGACCAACACCAAGAUUGAUCUUCCAACGGAAAACAGCAACUCUGAGAUGAUUGUGAUCACAGGCAAGAAGAGCAGCUGUGAAGCCGCACGAGAUCGGAUCCUCGCUAUUCGAAAUGAGCUGGCCAACCUGAAGGAGGCUGAAGUUUCCAUUCCAGCCAAGCUGCAUAACUCUCUGAUUGGAUCCAAAGGCAGUCUGGUGCGCUCCAUAAUGGAAGAGUGUGGGGGUGUUCAUAUCCACUUCCCUGCGGAGGGCUCAGGGUUGGACAAGGUCACAAUCCGAGGUCCUGCAGAGGAGGUGGAGAGAGCCAAGAGACAACUGUUGCAACUGGCGGAAGAGAAGCAAGUCAACAACUUCUCAGUGGAGCUUCAAGCCAAGGCGGAAUACCACAAGUUCUUGAUAGGUAGAGGAGGAGCUAAUAUCCGACGCGUACGGGAUCGAACCGGAGCACGGAUCAUCUUCCCAUCACCAGAUGAGCAAGAACAGGAGAACAUUACCAUCAUGGGUAAAGAGGAGGCUGUGUGGCUCGCCCAGAGAGAGCUGGAGACCCUCAUCAAAAAUCUGGAUGAUGUGAUAGAGGACAGUAUGAUCGUGGAGCCCCGGCAUCACCGUCACUUCGUCUGUCGAAGAGGGCAGGUGUUGAGAGAGUUGGCGGAGGAGUAUGGAGGCGUAGCCGUUAGCUUCCCUCGCACGGGCACUCACAGUGACAGCGUCACUCUCAAAGGACCCAGAGAGUGUGUGGACGCUGCUAAGAAACGCAUUCAGGAGAUUGUUCGAGAUCUGGAGUCACAGGUGAGUGUGGAGGUGUUGAUUCCUCAGCGAUACCACAGAGCCAUCAUGGGACCCAAAGGCUGCCGAAUACAACAAAUUACACGGGAACAUGAAGUCCAGAUCAAAUUUCCAGACAGAGAUGAGUCUGCAGCUCAGGAACCUCAGGAGAAUGGAGAUACGGACUUCAUCCCUCGGAAAUGCGAUAUCAUCGCUGUGACGGGUCAUGCCGAAAAGUGUGAGUUGGCUCGUGCAGCUUUACUGGCCUUAGUUCCUGUGACGAUUGAUGUUGAAGUUCCCUAUGACCUUCAUCGAUACAUUAUAGGACAGAAAGGAAUUGGAAUAAGAAAAAUGAUGGAGGAGUAUGAGGUGAACAUUUGGGUUCCUCAGCCUGAGCAACAGUCAGAUAUCAUAAAGAUCACAGGACAGGUGGACAGUGUGGAGCGGGCCAAACAGGGGCUGCUGGAGAGAGUCCAGGAGCUGAAGGCGGAGCAAGAAGAUCGGGCCUUACGGAGCUACAAGGUGACGCUCUCUGUAGAGCCCAAAUUUCACCCCAAAAUUAUUGGCCGGAAAGGAGCCGUCAUCUCUCAAAUACGCAAAGACUAUGAUGUGAAUGUGCAGUUCCCUGACAAGAAUGAUGAGCAACAGGAUGCAAUUGUGAUCUCGGGUUAUGAGAGGAAUGCUAAUGAGGCCAGGGCAGCUAUAGAGCAGCUGGUGACAGCGCUGCAGGACAUGGUGAGUGUGGACACCCGGCUGGACCGGCGGGUCCACGCACGCAUCAUCGGAGCCCGGGGCAAGGCAAUCCGGAAACUCAUGGAGGAGUUCAAAGUUGAUAUUCGGUUUCCUCAGCCAGGUUCUGAGGACCCGAACAAGGUUAUUGUCACAGGACUGCCAGAGAAUGUUGAUAAUGCCAUUGACCAUCUGCUUAACCUGGAAGAAGAAUAUAUGUUGAGUGUCACAGAGACCGAGACUAUGGCAGCUUAUAUGAAACCUCCUUCAAAGACUAUGGGGACAGGAGGAAAUGACGAGGAUAACAAAGCCCUGGCUAAAGGCUUUGUUGUGCGGGACGCCCCCUGGAAUGCACAAGGGAACAAGGCACCAGACAUGAGCAGUGCUGAAGAGUUCCCUACAUUUGGAUCUGGAAUAGCACCGAAACAGGCAUCUGCAUGGGGACCCAAAAAAUGCUAAACGAAUGGAUUUGUUGUGACUCCAGAUCUCGCAUCUCUGACACUUAAGAACAAGAACAUUCCAUAUUAUUUGCUCUUGUCUUUCUCAUGGUGCGUUUAGUGACUUUACAGGACUUACUUCUGUCCUCUUCCUUCUUUGCCUGAAUGGGCUCUAUGCAUGGCGGUAUUUCCGGUGAAGGAUUAAGGAUGCUCGAUAACUUCCGACGAUCGUAGAGUCC
Messenger RNA from Pimephales promelas (fathead minnow), 4162 nucleotides. RefSeq names its product high density lipoprotein binding protein b (gene hdlbpb). The record is from RefSeq and is a predicted model, not a curated record. NCBI's taxonomy places the organism in Eukaryota, Metazoa, Chordata, Actinopteri, Cypriniformes, Leuciscidae. Gene Ontology annotation, molecular function: mRNA binding.